AUGAUUCCUGCAUGCGACACGGAGGAGGCUCGAAAUGGUCAGAAACAUGAACGCAAUUUCUAUACUCAGCCGGAAUUUGAUGCAUUGUAUCAUAGGAAUCCCCAGCUUGUUUCUAGGACACCCGUCCAAAGGUCUGCUGCCAUGGCGAGAAAGGUCUGUCAAAAGCUUCGCGUUUUGUACUGUGGCGAACGCUCUUACGACGGACCGUGCGGGUUACUGUUGAGUCUCUUGCACGGACUAUUUCCCGUAGCGGCCAUUAUGUGCCAAUAUGAAUCGAAGAAUUGGUUAGCGAAUGAUCUGAUAACUGGAUUCACUGUUGGUGUCAUGCAUGUCCCUCAGGGAAUGGCUUACGCUAUGUUAGCCACAUUACCCCCAGUUUACGGCCUCUACUGUUCAAUGUGUGCACCCUUAUUCUACUUUCUUCUGGGUACUUCACGGCAUCUUUCCUUAGGAACGAUGGCAGUCGUCAGUCUUCUUGUUGGUGGUUGUCUUGACCGCAAUGUACCCCAGAUUUCCCCAUUUCGUCCGUCAUUGUACUGCAGUGUUUUCCAUCUUGUAGUCUUAGGCCCUGCUACGAUGUCUGGACUGACAAACCUGACUUCAACCGCGGCGAAAGAGGACGUCGAUGUCGCUGCUCGAGUUGUCAUGGCCGCGGCACUGGCAAUGAUCGUCGGACUCAUACAGCUAGCGAUGGGAAUUUUGCGACUUGGCUUCUUGACUCAACUGCUAUCACAGCCUAUGCUUUCCGGUUUCAUCCUUGGUUCCUCCAUCCACGUGGGCAUGUCACAACUCUUCGUCGUAUUUGGUCUUCAUAUCAAGAAGAGCACUGGGCUUUAUAAUGUUCCUAUGAAUUUCUACAGGAUCUGCUCCAAUUUGCCUGAAUCAAAUUGGGUUACUUUUGGGCUUGCCCUUGCCUGCAUGAUGGUCCUGUACACAUUCCAACUUUGGGUGAACCCACCCCUUACAAAGCGCAUCAGGGUCCCGAUUCCGAUCGAGCUUCUGAUUAUUGUCUUUGGUGGAAUCACCUCCUACUAUCUCAAAUUAGGAACCGAAUACAACGUUCGAGUAGUCGGUACUGUUCCUACUGGGUUUCCCGAACCUUCAAUUCCGAACAUUUCCCUGGCAGGUUCACUUAUCGGCGAUGCGUUUGUGAUAGCUCUCAUUGCCUACUCCUUAUCCUAUUCAUUGGCCUCUUUUUAUGCAAGUAAGGAGGGCUACACCGUGGAUCCUAAUCAGGAGCUAGUGGCCUAUGGGAUGACUAACGUGGCGAGUUCCUUCUUCCAAACGUAUCCACUGACGGCUUCGAUCUCGAGGACAGCGCUUCAGGUGACGAUGGGCUCAAAGACGCAGCUAACUGGAGUUGUUUCUUCGCUUGUCGUUUUGAUGGUCGUUCUCUUUGCGGGACCACUCUUCUAUGAUGUGCCAAACGUGCGUUUCGCUUUCGUGAGGCUAGUUGAUAGCCCCAUUUUGUCUUGUUCUGCUACGGCCGUGUAUUCGCAAUCCACCAUUCGUAUUAAAGCUUGCUGUCUCGCUGCAAUCAUUCUCGUGGCUCUUCGGAAUGUUUUCAACCAAAUCGCCGAAAUCAAACGUCUGUGGCGCUACUCCAUUUGGGAUUUCGCUUCCUGGGCAGUCACGCUUGUUGCUACAGUCUUUCUGGACGUAAUUUACGGCCUCAUAAUCGGCAUUACGUUUUCUGUGCUGACCGUUUUCAUUCGUGCACAGUUGUCAAACACUCUUGUUCUUGGCAGGUUUGACAAGACAGAGGUGUUUAAGCCCGUGGACUCGUAUGCAGACUGUGUCGAAGUCCCAAAAGUGAAGGUCAUCCGAUAUGAAGGCGACCUGUUCUACGCUGGGGCUGAACGUUUCGCCGCAUCCGUCAUCCGUGCCUCCGGAUUCGAUCCCCGUCCUAUCAUCUGUUGCAAAAAGAAACUUGUCUGCACAAUAAAUGAGGCUGAAGCAAUAUUAAAAUCUGUGCAUAGCCAACAGGACUUGCAGCUGUCUUCGCACCCUCUGCAUGGUAACCGUUCUUAUCAAGUGCAAUAUUUCUUUUUUCCUCACCUCUUGGUAGAUAUCCAACUUGGCGACGGGACCUGUAGUCCAGAGGACUUGGAUGAGCCGGUAGGCGGAUGUCACUCCCGUUGCUGUCCCUGCCGCACAACAAAACGCACCCAAGCUAAUCUGAAGUUGGAAGCACUGAAGAGGAAGCAGACAGCUCUUUGUCAUCUCUCAACGCUGCUUGACAAAGUCCCUCUGAAUCACCUUAUUCUCGACUGCUCUGCUUGGAACUUUAUUGAUUUUGUCGGCGUUAACGCUCUCAAAAUGGUGGGUAUCUGUUGCUGCCACAGAUAA
This is a messenger RNA of Mesocestoides corti, 2349 nucleotides long. The record is from the annotation of a GenBank genome assembly. NCBI's taxonomy places the organism in Eukaryota, Metazoa, Platyhelminthes, Cestoda, Cyclophyllidea, Mesocestoididae.